GCGGAGAGCGGCCAUUUGGCACUCUCUCUUGAACAAGCAUCGCGAUAAGUCGCGUAAAUCAUACAUAUAUCAGUGACACGCAAUUUGGAUCUUUGAUUGUGAACAAGUCUCAGUGAGAGGCGUGAAAGACGACGUGUGCAUCCUGAAGACAAGUCUCCUGACAAUUAUUUAAUCCUGGGAUAUCAACAAACGUCCUAGAUCUUUCAGUAGCAUGUCCACGAUGAAUCCCGAAUACGAUUACUUAUUUAAACUGCUUUUAAUCGGAGAUUCUGGUGUUGGAAAGUCGUGUCUCUUGCUGCGUUUUGCCGAUGACACAUACACAGAAAGUUAUAUCAGCACCAUUGGUGUAGAUUUUAAGAUUCGAACUAUCGAUUUAGAUGGAAAAACGAUAAAACUGCAAAUUUGGGAUACAGCAGGUCAAGAACGAUUCAGGACAAUUACAAGUUCGUAUUAUCGAGGUGCACAUGGUAUUAUUGUUGUUUACGAUUGCACAGACCAGGAGACUUUUAAUAAUGUAAAACAAUGGUUGGAAGAAAUUGAUCGUUAUGCUUGUGAUAACGUCAACAAGUUACUAGUCGGCAAUAAAUGUGAUCUACAUACUAAAAAAGUAGUCGACUAUACAACAGCCAAGGAAUAUGCGGAUCAACUUGGCAUACCAUUUUUGGAAACAUCGGCCAAGAAUGCGAUGAAUGUUGAACAAGCUUUUAUGACAAUGGCUGCUGAAAUCAAACUCAGAGUGGGUCCACCCUCGAGCGGAGCAAGCGAUCCAGCGAAUAAAGUGAAAAUAGAGCAUGGACGACCAAUCGAAUCAUCUAAAUCUGGCUGCUGCUGAGAACUGUAAUUUUAUGUCCCGUUUAACCAAAAACAUCUAACGGUUGCGGUUCGGAUGCAAAAUUAAACUUAUUACUGGAAGCAUAAGAAUGUGGAGAAGUUUCAGUUUAUGCCAACAAAAAAAAAUAAGGAAGAAAUCUAACAUAUUCAUGGACCACCAACUCUUCCUCAGAGUUGUACAAAACUCUUGUCCGUCUGCCCUGAUUGAAUUUCGUUUUUGUAGUAACAUAUCUUUCUUUCCGAAGAAGAAAGGACGUGGUCACUCGACGCCAUUUUUUUCUAGCGUCAGGUUCGACUUGAGAUAAAUAUGUCGAAUUAGCAUUAAUAAUGUCAUGCGAGUGCAAGCGUGCGUGUAGUAAGGAGCAACUCGAAACUUUUGAAAAGUAAAUUGAAUAUUAUCGUGUACGGUGAUUAUAAAGAUAAGUACAUUUAUUUUAUUUUAUUUUUUUUUUUUUUUUUAGCCUAAUUGUAAUAUGUACAAUGGAGUAUCUGUUUGGCCCUGUGUAUAGCCCGCACGGAGUCACUUCUAUUCCUCUAUACUAUAAUCCAAAAUGUUUUCCCAUUUUUCGUUUUGUUUUCUCUGUUUACUCUGUUUACUUCCACAGAGAUGCGCGCAGAUGUUUAGAUCAUUUUUUCCUCUAGUGAGAUUCCCGCGAAUGAUAUGGGCCGCCCUUCCUUUUCUUCUCACACAGCUCAUUAGUGUAAUUUAUAAUAACAUAUUAAUAAAUAUUUCAACACUAAAAUUCUCGGAAUGCAUACGCAUAAACAUAUAUAUAUAUAUAUAUAUAUAUAUAUAUAUAUAUAUAUAUAUAUAUAUGUGUGUGUGUGUGUGUGCGCAUAUAUAUACAAUGUGUAUGUAUUCGAGAGAAAUAUCCCCCGCGUUUAAAGCGCAACAGGCCAAACGAUAGAACGCGAAAUUCUCGUUUGCGUCUUGAACUCUUUCGAUUGCCUGCGUUAUUUUUUUUUUUUUUACAAUUCAAGAUGCGAUCCGAGAAUCGAUUAAAAAAGGUCUAUUACACAGUUUCAGACUUACGAUCGCGUAGAAAACGGAUGUUUUAUACGAGAUAAGAUAUUACACAGUUACAUAUUUAAUCCAAAUCGUAUCUUUGUAUUGUGAGAAAGGCUAUUGUGACGGGUACACGAUAAAUAACGGCACUCGAAAUUGCAAAUAUAGUAACUGUAAUUAUUAUAUAUAUAAAGUGCGGAAAGGAGAAUAAAACACACGACUGUCUAAAUAAAAAA
Messenger RNA from Cataglyphis hispanica, 2073 nucleotides. RefSeq names its product ras-related protein Rab-1A (gene Rab1). The transcript is spliced from 4 exons. NCBI's taxonomy places the organism in Eukaryota, Metazoa, Arthropoda, Insecta, Hymenoptera, Formicidae. Gene Ontology annotation, molecular function: GTP binding; GTPase activity. The record is from RefSeq and is a predicted model, not a curated record. Bases 212 to 832 code for a protein of 206 amino acids.